AUGAGUCAUCGUUUAUUAAGACAUGGUUCAGAAUUAGAAGAUUCUAUAGCUGAUGCUUUGAGAGCACCAGGUAGAAAGGCGUAUAAUUAUGAUUCUGAUGAUGGUGCUAGUGAUGUUAGUAGUGUUUGUUCUGAACGAUCCUUUACAUCUUAUAGUGGUAGAACAUCAGAGGAUAUGCAGGAGAUAUUAGCAUGUAUGGCCAGUGGGUCCUAUACUGAAAGAAAAGAUGGUUUAAUUUCAUUACAGCUAGUUUUACGCUCUCAGAGAUAUUUAAGUCGUACAGAAUUAAAGAAAGUAACAGAAAUAUUUACUAGAAUGUUCCAUGAUCCACACAGUAAAGUUUUUAGUAUAUUUAUGGAUACAUUAGUUUAUUUAAUUAAUUUACAUAAUGGAGAUCUACAUGAUUGGUUAUAUGUGUUGUUAUCUCGUUUACUUAUUAAAUCAGGUUCUGAGCUAUUAGGUUCUGUUAGUGCUAGAUUACAGAAAGCUUUAGAUGCUGUUAGGUUUAAUUUUCCAUAUAUCAAUCAGUUUAACUGUAUGUGCAAGUUUUUAUCUGAACAGUUUGCUAAUCAGUCCCCUACAUUAAAGAUAAAAAUCUCAAUGUUAAACUAUAUCUUACAACUAGCCAAUCAGAUGGAUUCCUCAGCUCUAGUUAAUUCUACUGAAGCUCGUGUUGCUGUGUCUAAAUUAAUCAGUUUCUCUACAGAACAUAAUAUAGAAGUUAGAAAGUUGACUCAAUCAGUUAUUAUUGCAUUAUUUGAUUGUAAUUCUGCUGAAUUCUCCAAUAUUUUAUCACGUUUACCAAAAACAUUCCAGGAUGGUGCCACUAAAUUAUUACAGAAUCAGUUCCGUCAUACGAGUAAUGGUGGAACAUCUGAUGUUUUAUCCCAGAGAAAUGUUGCUAGUCUCCCCCAUAAUACUUACCAACAACGCAGUCGACCUCCAUCAAGGUCUAGUCUUGGACAUCCUGACGAUAAUGAAACAGAGAAUUUAAAUCCUGAAGAUAUUUAUAACUCUAUCAAGAAAACAACCGCAGACAUCCACAACCUUAGUAUCAAUAGUAAAUUAGACCAUUAUGAUGACAUCAAGAAGAAACGUGAAUUUACAUCUCAAGACAGUGGAAUACAAGACUUACGUAAUGAUAGUCCCGAUGGUGUCGAUGGAAAACGAACUCAUUACAACCCCACACACUAUACUGAGAAUAUAUUAAAUGGUAGACAAUUAAAAGCUGAAACAGUUUUUGAUGCUGAUGAGCUGUUUAACGAGACUAUGUUACAUAACCAUGGUGAUUUAAUAAUAGAUAUACUCACAGAAUUAUCCAAUCAUAAUACAAGGUUUGUUGAGCGUAAGAAUGCUAUGUAUUCACUGACACAACUUACUAGACGUGGUGAUUUUAAACAUUGGGAUGAACAUUUUAAAAAUAUUUUAUUAAUUUUAUUAGAAACACUGGGUGAUGAUGAUGCAAUGAUUAGAUCAUUUUCUUUACGAGUUUUACAAGAAAUAUUAAAGAAAGAGUCUGGUAGAUUUAGUGAAUAUGCUGAAUUAACUAUAUUCCGUAUCUUAGAGGCACAGAAAGACAGUGCUAAGGAGGUUUUCAAGGCAGCUGAAGAAUGUGCUUUAACAAUGGCUAAAUUCAUGCCAACAGAACAAACCCUGAAGAUAUUAAAAUCUAUCAUAGAAUCAGCCAAAUGUCCUGUAAAUAUGGCCGCAAUCAAAAUGCAAGCAAAGGUGAUGGAACAUAUUGAUAAAGGUGUAUUAUUAAAGAAUUUAGAAUGUGUAACACCAGGUUUAUUGAAGGCAUGUGAAGAUAAUGAUAGUCAUGUACGUAAAGCCGCUAUAUUUGCCUUGGUAGCUUGUUAUUAUAAUGUAGGGGAAGAUAUACGCCCUCAUUUACUCUCACUCUCCAGUAGUAAGAUGAAGUUAUUGAAUCUCUAUAUUAAACGUAAUCAAUCGCAGAAAGAUGGAGCACGGAGCCUGGCCUCACCUAACUUCAGUGAUACGUGA
Lottia gigantea (owl limpet) is the source of this 2004-nucleotide messenger RNA. RefSeq lists its product as hypothetical. Gene Ontology annotation, cellular component: spindle microtubule; cytoplasmic microtubule; microtubule organizing center. Lineage: Eukaryota; Metazoa; Mollusca; Gastropoda; Lottiidae. Bases 1 to 2004 code for a protein of 667 amino acids. The record is from RefSeq and is a predicted model, not a curated record. Gene Ontology annotation, biological process: mitotic spindle assembly. Gene Ontology annotation, molecular function: microtubule binding. The transcript has 18 exons.